Molecule: messenger RNA, 636 nt
Organism: Canariomyces notabilis
Lineage: Eukaryota; Fungi; Ascomycota; Sordariomycetes; Sordariales; Chaetomiaceae
Exons: 2
Coding region: 160-624 (154 amino acids)
Source: RefSeq, a predicted model, not a curated record
GAAACUUUUACUAUCCUAGAAGAAGAUACCAGACCUUAGCUGUGGACAAUUGGGUUUGGUUUGACCAUCCGCGUUACCGGUACACAGUACAUAUGCCAGCCUACAAAAUCCAAAAAAAACCAAUUAGACCCAACAACACCUGAAGGACCCGGCGUCGCCAUGCCUCAAGAAGACCUGCAGCAAGCGAACGACGAGGCAACAGCCCGCCAAAUCGCCUACUUCCGCGCCAUCCCCUGGUGCGCCGCCCGUCUCUCAGCCUGCUCAUCACCAUUGUCAUCACCACCCUCAGAACCCAAAACAGCAACAAAAACAAUAAUCACCCAAUGCACCUCCCGCCAACUCCGUCCGGCGGGGGACAACCAAGACUUGCUAAUGUCGCGCACGCUGAACCACGCCGACGCCAUCCCCGCAUACAUUAUGUUCUACGCGGAGCCCGCCGAUGAUCCAGCCCAGCUUGUGUCAGAAGUGCAGUCCUUUGCGGCCCUGGGCCCGAUGGUCAACGGAUGGGACGGCAUCUGCCAUGGCGGUAUUGUGGUUACGCUGCUGGAUGAGGCCAUGGGCCAGGGGGUGGUUGAAUACGCGGUUUAUGAAGCCUGUUCGGACCGCGACUCGGACGGGUGCUAGUGGGAGUGGAAG